Messenger RNA from Cavia porcellus (domestic guinea pig), 1005 nucleotides. RefSeq names its product olfactory receptor 8B3-like. The record is from RefSeq and is a predicted model, not a curated record. Gene Ontology annotation, biological process: G protein-coupled receptor signaling pathway; sensory perception of smell. Lineage: Eukaryota; Metazoa; Chordata; Mammalia; Rodentia; Caviidae. Gene Ontology annotation, cellular component: membrane. Bases 10 to 1005 code for a protein of 331 amino acids. The transcript has a single exon. Gene Ontology annotation, molecular function: odorant binding; olfactory receptor activity; G protein-coupled receptor activity.
CAGAGAAGAAUGACUCUUGAAAAUGACUCUUUUGUGACUGGAUUCAUUCUGAUGGGCUUAACAGACCGACCAGACCUCCAGCUCCCACUGUUCUUCCUGUUUCUAGGAAUGUACGUUUUCACUGUAUUAGGAAAUUUAGGCUUAAUAAUUCUGAUUGGGUUGAAUUCACAUCUUCACACUCCCAUGUACUUUCUUCUCUUUAACUUGUCUUUCAUUGACCUUCAUUAUACUGCUGUAUUUACACCCAAAAUGCUAAUAAAUUUCUUAUCACAGAAGAAUGUUAUCUCCUACAGAGGCUGUAUGACCCAGCUCUACUUUUACUGUUUAUUCAUUAUUUCUGAAAUCUAUGUGCUGACGUCAAUGGCUUAUGAUCGCUAUGUGGCCAUCUGUGAUCCCUUGUUGUAUAACACGGCCAUGUCCCCUAAAGUGUGUUGCAGCCUUAUGCUUGGCUCCUACCUGAUGGCGUUCUCUGGUGCCAUGGCCCACACAGGAUGCAUGCUAAGACUGACCUUCUGUGAUGCAAAUGCCAUCAACCACUAUUUCUGUGACAUCCUCCCUGUGAUGCAGCUCUCCUGCAGUAGCAGCUAUGUCAAUGAGCUUGUGGUUUUCACUGUGGCUGGCUUUAACAUCAUCGUGCCCUGCAUCACCAUCUUUUUGUCCUAUGUGUUCAUCCUCUCUGGUAUAUUUAAAAUACACUCCACGAAGGGCAGGUUGAAAGCUUUCGGCACCUGCGGUUCUCACAUAAUUACAGUUUCCCUGUUUUUCGGAUCAUGUGCAUUUAUGUAUCUGAAGCCAUCCUCUGCUGCGUCUAUGAAUCAGGGAAAAAUCUGCUCUGUCUUUUACACCAAUGUGGUUCCUAUGAUGAACCCUGUAAUCUAUAGCUUGAGGAACAAAGAUGUGAAAGUUGCUCUGAGAAAAUCUUUGGGCAAAAAAGAUAGCUUUGAUCAGAAACAAUCUCUGUCUGUGCAUGUUUUUACAACACAAAUUAAUUCUAAGUUUAUAUAA